Calypte anna (Anna's hummingbird) is the source of this 6562-nucleotide messenger RNA. RefSeq names its product plasminogen activator, tissue type (gene PLAT). The transcript has 14 exons. Gene Ontology annotation, cellular component: extracellular region. NCBI's taxonomy places the organism in Eukaryota, Metazoa, Chordata, Aves, Apodiformes, Trochilidae. Gene Ontology annotation, biological process: smooth muscle cell migration; plasminogen activation. The record is from RefSeq and is a predicted model, not a curated record. Gene Ontology annotation, molecular function: serine-type endopeptidase activity. The coding region runs from base 413 to 2071 and encodes 552 amino acids.
AUGUGACAGCUCAUCACGAGGCAGUGACUAUUUUCACUGUCGCUGAAGCUUAAGGUGUUCAGUGGGGAAAAGUCCUUGUGAAGACUGAACCUGCUGUCUGACUGGAGGAAGGAAAGACAAAACAUUCUGUAAAGCUCCAGCAUUCCCCACUCGCUUCUCAAGCGUUCCCCUGACCCGCAGCAGCCCCGGCUCUCCCCGCUCCUGGCCGGGGGAACGCACGCCCCGUGCCCUCCGGAGUCCCCACCCCUCGGGUGCAGUUUUAAGCAGGACAGGAGCUGGUCAGGGAGAGAGCAGCGGCAGAGCCGCAGAGAGCACAACACCAGAGUGGUCUGGAAAAGAGAUCAUCACCAAAUAACAGAAGAGAAAAGGAAAAGAUAACUUGAGAUUUGGAGGUGACGGAAAAGCAGUGGGAAUGGAAGGCAAAUUUGCAUGUUUCCUCCUGGUGCUGGGAGGAAUCGUGACUGCUCAGUGCCAGGGCUUACACCUGCGUUUCAAACGGGGAGCCAGAUCUAGAGCCAUUUGCACAGACAAUUCAUCUGGAGAAAUUUACCAGCACAGGGGGACCUGGCUGAGGCUCUCAGGGAGCAGAAUAGAAUACUGUAGGUGCGACAGUGGUCGGAGCCGCUGCCACGCUGUGCCUAUCAGAGCCUGCACGAGAAAUAAAUGCUACAACGGGGGCCAGUGUUCACAGGCAUAUUAUUCCCCACAGCUCUUCAUCUGCCAGUGCCACCCACGGUUCUCUGGGAAGCAAUGUGAAAUAGAUACUGAAGUCAAGUGCUACAAAGGUUCUGGAGUAACAUACAGGGGUAUGUGGAGCAUGACAGAGAGUGGAACUGAGUGUUUAAAUUGGAAUAGCAAUGGCUUGAUGGACCGGAUGUACAGUGGCCGAAGAGAAGAUGCUGCUGAGCUGGGACUGGGCAAUCACAACUACUGCAGAAACCCAGAUGAGGAUUCCAGACCUUGGUGCUAUAUCUAUAAAGGGGGAAAGUACACCUGGGAACACUGCAGUGUGCCCUCCUGUUCAAAAGUUGGGAACAUCAACUGCAAAUCUGGAAGAGGCACAGAUUACCGAGGCAGCCACAGUGUUACCAGUUCUGGAGCUACCUGCUUGAGGUGGAAUUCUCAAAUCCUUGUCAACAAGUUUUAUACUGCUUGGAGAAGAGAUGCUUACCAGCUGGGCCUUGGCAGUCACAAUUUCUGCAGGAACCCAGACAAUGACAGCAAGCCCUGGUGCCAUGUACUGAAAGAAAAUCGGCUGACAUGGGAGUACUGCAAUGUGCCCACUUGCUCUACCUGUGGCUUACGGCACCGCAGUGCCCGUCAGUACAGGGUUAAAGGUGGCUCCUAUGCAGACAUUUCAGCUCACCCCUGGCAAGCUGCCAUCUUCGUGAAGUACAGGAGAACACCUGGAGAGCACUUCCUCUGUGGAGGGAUUCUGAUCAGUUCUUGCUGGGUUUUGUCAGCUGCUCACUGUUUUGAGGAACGCUUUAGUACAGAUCAGCUGAAGAUUGUGCUGGGCAGGACUUCCCGGGCAACUGCUGAGGAAAAUGAACAGAAGUUUCAAGUGAAGAAAUACACAGUGCAUCAGCAAUUUGACUCAGAAAAUUUCAACAACGAUAUUGCUCUGUUGCAGUUGAACUCAGAAGCAGAAGAUUGUGCUAUUGAAACAGACACUGUCCGUGCUGCCUGCCUCCCAACACCAGAACUGCAGCUGCCUGACUGGACUGAAUGUGAGAUCUCUGGUUAUGGCAAAAAUGAAGAAUUUUCUCCAUUCUAUUCAGAUUACCUGAAGGAAGGCCAUGUCAGACUCUUUCCAGCCAGCCGGUGCACAUCACAGCAUCUGGACAACCGGACAGUUACAGACAACAUGUUAUGUGCAGGAGACACAAGACACCUUGAUGAUGCCUGCAAGGGGGACUCUGGAGGGCCUCUGGUCUGUAUGAAGGAUCAGCGAAUGUAUCUGAUUGGAAUCAUCAGCUGGGGAAUAGGCUGUGGCCGCAAAGACAUUCCUGGUGUUUAUACAAAUGUGAAUCGUUACCUUGACUGGAUUCAGGACAACAUGAAACCCUGAGAAAGAAAAAUGAACUCUCCAGUGUUGUGUGCCCACAGCCCCGCAGCUUCCUGCCAGGUGCUGUAAGGAUGCUGACAGGGCUUCCCCUUUGUCCAGAUGCCUCUGACUUUCAGUACCAGAGGAAAACAAAGUGCAACGUGUGGGAAGAGCACACUGUUAAAUUGCUCUCUUUUCCUUACUACAGGUUAUCAGGAGCUAACCCUCCUUUCCCCCCACAUCCCCAAGCUUUCUCCUUGCAUCACAUCACACGACAUAACUACAAAUUAAGUUCUGGCUCGGGAGAACAAAACAAGAAAGAACACCAUGCAUCCCAUUAACAGCUAUGUUUUCUAGGGUAUGGUCGUGAACUGAAGGCAAAGGGGACAGAUUUAAUAACCUGAAGACUUCACCUCCUCUUUAAUCAGCUCUGUAUUUUGAACACGUUCCAGUCAGGCUUAAAUUCUCUCCUAAUACCACUUUACUUUGGUUAUUUCAGCUGGUUUCAGCUUGACUUCAAUAGAAAGAGCAAAGCUGUAGGUAUGGGCUGCUUAUCUGCUGCUUAUUUCCAUAUUAAUAUAUUACUUGUUUUUUUCAGUUUGGGACUGAUUCAUUAGCUGAGUCUGAGCAAAUCCAGGAUGACAUGCUUAUAAGGACAUUCUGUUCUUCCACUUACUCUUUUUCUCCUGGUGACCACUUAAGUAUUUUAAGUAUGGAAUAGGUAAAAAUCUUAACAGCAGCCUUAUCUGCUGCAGAAUCAACACAUUACAUUUUAUUAUUAUUAUUAUUAUUAUUAUUAUGCAUUUCUAUGCAUUUUCUGAAAUAAAAGAUAAACUUUUAGCACAGCAGGGCAAAACAAAGGACAAGUGUAAUGGUAGCAGUUACAGGCUCCUACUAGAUUUACAUCCAUGAGUAAAGAUCAACUAAAACAUCACAUGGCUGCAUUUGUCCUUCACAGAAGUCAGGACAGGUAUAAUCAAGUCACCAUCAAUUAGAAUCUCAGUCAUCAAGCACUACUUACUUGUAUUGUGACACUAAGUGGUGCCAAACAUGUCCUAAGAGUUAAGCCUCUUUGAGAGAUUCUCUCUUGUCCAGUUGUUUUAUGAAGUAAGAGAAAGCAGCUGUGACUACUGUUUACUAAAGGAAAUAAUUAUACUGAAGUUUUCAAGAGUUUAGCAUCAAAUGGGUAUUGUCACAUUGCAUAUGGCAUAUCUGAAGCCUUUCAAGAUCUCCAGUAACAUGAGUAACUUCUGCAGGGAAGGAAAAAUCCUUUCAAAAACAAAGGUACAAAGCCAAAGGACUGUAUCAGUACUUGAGGAAGAGGAAGGUGAAGAGGUAUCUCAUUGUCUUAAUAAUUAAAGCACAGUCCUUAGACUGCUACCCAAAACCCUACCUAGUACACAAAAAUGGUUCCACUGCAUUCCUGAAAACAGUUUCACUGAAGUCCCAAGAGGCAUUCAGCACUCCUUUUGGGAAACACCAAGAAAAAGAUACUAAGAAAUUAAUUGAUUCUAACUUCUCAACAAAGUGACUGAGUCCUGAACUUACAGUCCCAAUUGUGCAUAAACAUCUCCCUAAGGCACCUACUACACAGAAUCCAGUUGGCAUAAUUUACCAUCCUCCUCAAAUACCAACUGUAUUUCUUGCAAAACCCACACAAACCACUGAAAGGACACAGAAUACAUGUAAAAAUUAAUUUUAUUGAUGCCCUUGCUGAAGGUUACAUUUGCACUGAACAUGCUCAGCAGUAAGGCUGCCUGCUAUCACAUUCAUCCACUGCACUGGAACUUGCAAUGCCACGAGCAAGAUGCCACUCAAACACUGCAGGUAUCCACUGUAUCAAAGCAGAAUGUAUGUUAUCCUUCAUUCAGGGUCAGCUUUUUCUGUUCACAAGAUGUAUGUGCAGGAUUGCACAGCCACAUGACAGAUGCUGUAGUCACAUGUACAGCAAUUAGUGACAAGUUCUGCUACCACAGAGCAAACACACAGGCAUCUAGUGGCCAAAGAACACAUUACAGACAAUAUGGAACAAUGCAGAUGCCUCUCAUUUCAUAUUUAGGCUGUACAGAGAGAUGCAGCACAGACAGGAAUGGGCAGAUGCAGAAAGAGCUCCUGCAGAAGAGAUGGUCCCAGUGAAAAAUCCAACAUAGGCUUGAAUCCACCUGCACAGCAGUUGGUUGGUACAGGAACUGGAAUGAGGUAGGAUAGACAGAAACACUAGAAAGGUAUCAAGAUACAAUUAUCUCUAAGACCAGACAUGAGUGAGCAGGAGAGCAGCAGUAUCACCUUCAUUUCCAAUAGGCAGGCAGAGACAAAAGGAGUUUCCAACAAGUGCUGGUCUUCAUUUAGCCACAGCUUCAGCUUCCACAUGUUGUUUCCACAAAAAUUCUCCUGCCUCUCUCUCCCCUGACUGUACAAAGAAACUAAAAGAACCCCUACCUUCAAACACUGAUGAAAGAUACAGGAGCAGCAGAAUUAUUCAGAUGUCACCACCCAAGAGCUGCAAGAUGACAAGUGCUACAGUCAGCCCUUCAAAGGAUGCCAUACCAAAGAUCUGGGUGGGCCAUACCAAGGAUCUUCAGAGAUUCAAGAUAUCUGAUGACCAAGAUGCCUUAUGAAAUAUCUAGCAAAAGCAUCCACUUCUCUUCCUCCCUCUGUGGCACCAUCCCCCAUCUUAGGCUUCUUAGCUGCCUGCCCAUCCAAGGUAAGACAAGGUAUCUUUUCACCCUUUGAGGCAGAAUGGAUAGAUGAUCCCUGUGCUACAAGGAACUAUACAGCUCUCCACCCUAACACCCAGUGAUGGUGCAAGGCACCUGCUGGAUCACCACUCUGGAAUUGAAGUUUGUGGAAAUUCCAGUUUGUGUUAUCUGCAAAGGGGCAGAAGCCAAUGAAAACGUAAAGGAGUUAAAAAAGGCAAUAAAUCCCUAGAAUUUCCUGUAGGGCAGCAAAACAAAGGUGAUACAAGCUUCCAUAGCUGACUCACCAAUCCCAAGGGACCUGAACACCUUUCCCAUCUGCCACGGUUCCAAAUACUUCAGAAUCUGCUAGGUAUCAGAUGGCUUCAGGUCAACCUUGCUUUUUGCUGCUCCCCAGUACUCUUAAGCACUGGCUCUUCUGCUCAUGCUACUACAGGCAAGGGAGCUACCCUAAACAGAUAGAUGGGGUAAGAGGCUGCAUCCAACAGCCAGGGACAGGAGAAACAGGGAAGUGCUCUUCCUCACUAUCAGGAUCCUCUAGGUUCGGACUUGGAACUUGCCAGCCUUAGUCAUGUAUUUUAUCCCCUUGAAGGGCUUGUACUUCUCCCCAUACAUGUCCAAACGGUUCACCUUCAGUCCUAAAGUGAAAAAACACAGCAUCAGACUGACUGCUGCCACAGAACAGCAAGGCCUUCAGGAUAAAUGAGCAGAAGAGCAAAGAAGAGAUGCAGAAGGCAUAGGGAAAGUUUUAACAAGCAAUAAACACAACAGAGGAAAACUGCCAGUUGCUCAGAAUAAUUCUUUACAAACACAUCCAUACCCUAAAAUUCUUAAGAGGUUUGUAAGCAUGAAAUGCAUGGAAAUGUAAACAGGCUGCUUCACAGAGCAUCCAAGAGAAUCCAUGUAGCUGCAGAGGAAGCACGUAUUUUACUUGAAGAACAUGUUUGAGAUAGAAUGUACUUCAAAAGACCAGCAGAGCUACUUCAGCUACAUGCAGAACGAGCUCUGACAGAACACAGAACAUUCAGCUUCUUUAGCUGACAGUCACUUACCAGAUAUAGCUAGCUGCUGAAUUUUAAACUGCAAGUUAAUGGUGGGGUUUUCAUCUGGUUUUGAUGUCCCAGCUUGCAGGCUCAUGGUCCCCUUCAGGCUUGGCAGCUUCUGAGGGUUUAUUUUCCCCACAUCCCACGACAGCAACUUCAAGAAAAGAAAAAUGUGGCAGUGAAACACAAAUACUACUAACACCCUCUAAAGAAGAAUACUCUCCCAAUGACAGAUUGUAAUGUUUCUUUAUGUAAAAGUUCUUUGCCUUAGUAUGUUGCCCUUCAUACUGGACAGACACAUUACAGUAUUACAGAGCAGUGCACAUGUAGAAACUAGAACUACAAUCUGCCUGGACACUGAGCUUUUUGUUGUAGGGAUUAAGACAAUUUCAAGUAAGCAAGAACAGCCCAAUCUCAGCCCUAGAAUAGUUAUGGCCUUCAGUAAAGCAAUGUUCAAGGCAAUGUUAAUGUAAGCAUGAACAGCUCAAAUUCAUGUGCUGAAAACGAAAGUUUUUUUUAAAUGUAUAUAAUUUCCUUUUUUCUUCUCACCUUUGUAACUGGAUCGAAGAUAUGUGUUCCCUGAGAGGGUGUGAGGGUCAUAUUUAAGACGCCUUUUGGCAUCUGGCUAGUGACCAUCACCCCCUCUACAGUCUUCCCCAUGGUCUGUUUUGGCCCCACUGUAAUCUCGAAACGUCCUUGGGAGCUGCUGUCACGGAAGCUGAUGUUGUGUUUAACAUAGACAGGAAUUGCCACAAGACUAGAAUAAAGACAUGAAC